CAACAGCGCCUAUUGUAAAUUGUGCGUUACUGACAUAUAAAUAUUUCUGUGUAUAAAACUCGGUGUAAAUUAUGAUCGAGACCUAGAAUGAAAACACAACUCGCCGGAUGGCGAUUAGUAUUUUUAUGCAGUCUUGAGCAAUCCACUUCUAGUAUAUCGUCCUGGUGUGCACUGUGGCCAUUGCAUGACAUGACCUUAGCGCAUUCAAUGCCGAGUACUAAUUGACUCAUCACAUCUACAGCCAAAUUGAUUAAGUGAUACUUAACAGUUUUUCUGAGAUUAGUAAAACAACCAAACUGCUUAAUAACUCUACAAGUUUUGGCUUUUAAGAUAGUAGAAAACACUGUUCCAUGGAAGCUGUUGCCAACUAUGCGUUUACUCCAACAGAACCGGACGAAUUAGGAUUUGAGAAAGGUAGUACUCUGUAUAUUAUCGGGAUGGAAGAGGAUCCAAACUGGUACAAGGCAAGACAAGGUAAUCAGGAAGGCAUGGUGCCUGCAAACUAUAUUUCACUGUACCCUCACCCAUGGUAUGUACCUAAAUGUAGUCGACGGGAAGCAGAAGCUAGGCUUUUGGAGACUGAUCAGCACACCAAUCGCGAGGUGCAGCCAGAUGGAGCGUUUAUCUUGAGGCAAAGCGAAAAUGAUCCUGGCCAGUUCAGUAUAUCUGUCAAAGAGGGUUCAUCAGUGUUGCAUUUUCGCAUAUUUUUUGACCCAAACGGUAAAUACUACAUUUGGACAAAUAAAUUCAACUCAAUCAAUGCGCUAAUCGAUUACCAUCGUCAUCAAACCAUCUAUGGUGUAAAAGCACUCCUACUACGCGAUUGUGUAACAAGUAAAACGUUCGGGCCAGUUGGUUCUGGGCCUAAUGCGGUAUUUAACAAUCCCCGAGCUCAAACUAAUUCCGGUUCUAGAAUCGUUCAUGCACCGGUUACCGAUGGCGCGAACCUGGUGAGCAAAGAACAGCCUCAAAAUAUGACGAGUUUGCCGCCUGGUAUAGUGUCAACAAACCUAGCUGGACGACAGUGUGUUGCUAAGUUCGAUUUUAAUGCUGAGUUUCGGGAAGAAAUGUCAUUCCGUCGAGGUGAUUGUCUACUCAUACAUGGUGAAGAAGAUGAAAACUGGUGGUUCGCUGAGAUAAUCAGUCCUUCUAGUGGUCAACCAUCUCGAGGCUUGAUUCCCGCUAAUUAUGUCGAACUCCUAUCGACUAAUACAUCUAGCUCCGCAGUUUCUAAUAUGCGUAAUAAUCCAUCAAAAGUUUCACAGCCUUCUGCUCAAGUUGCCCGGGCCAACUGAUUUACGUGAAUUAACUUCAAUAUUAUUAUAAUUUAUAUGGAUCCACGCACUAUUCCAGUACUCGCUAAAUCAAUCUAAUAGUUAAAUUCCUACAGUUCCUGUCUUAUUGCUAAUUUAUUUUUGUGCCUAUCACUUCUUUCAUGAGUCGCAAUGUGAUAGUGUGUAAGAGAAAAAAUGAAUUUGCAGAAAUUCAAAGUCCUCGUAAUUUUCACUUUGUUUUUAUUUUAGCUUGAAGAGAACAUAGUCAAAUUAACUUCUGUUUAGCGAAUUUCAAGUACUCCGCACUUUUAACGCAUCUGAACAUUAAAAAAAGUAAUAUGUAGUAAGCUUGUUAUUGUGCUGUUGGAAAACAUCACCUUGGACACUAGUAAAUAGUUCUGAAGUUAAUAUUUUGUUUUCGUUGUUGGACAUACAUGGUUGUUCAGAUGAAAACAGUGUUCAGCAUAUUUCACUUGUGUAUUUGCAGUUAAUAAACCUGGCGACACCACUAUUUUCUUAUCCUCAGAUUCCGAUGCUAAUGCAAAUGCAAAUGCAUUAUUGUUUGGUGGUGAUAAGCAUUGACGCAAUAUGCAUCGGCUCACCUAUAAAUGGUAAUGAUAAUGGUACACCAGACAUAGAAUGUAUUGUAUUGUAUUUUCAAUUUCAUUUCAUUUAUAGCUUGUUUUCAGUUGAUUGCCAAAAAAAAUUCUACAAUGAUGAGUAUACUGUUGACUAAACUAAUAUCAAAGUUAAUUCUUACACAAAUGUACUUCUCUUAUUAUGAGACAUAUCAAUUGUAAGAAACAGUUUUGUUUUUUCUCUCUCUAAUCAUCUACUUGACUAUAUUUUACCCUAAUGUUGUUAUUGAUAUGAGUAAUAUUUGUACAAAAAUUAUUCAUUUCCAGUGGGGUAUAAUAUUUGUUGUUUCUAGCCCUUAAUAUUUGUUGAUAUAUUCUCUGUUGACUAUAUAUAUACAUAU
Trichobilharzia szidati is the source of this 2253-nucleotide messenger RNA. Lineage: Eukaryota; Metazoa; Platyhelminthes; Trematoda; Strigeidida; Schistosomatidae. The record is from the annotation of a GenBank genome assembly.